AUGUCUCAUGUUGAUAAUCAGCAGUCCCGUUGGCAAGCUCGAACGGGUAGUAGUGGUGGUGAACGUAUGUGUUGGAUAUGCUACUCAAUAGAACGCGAAGAUAGUCCCGAACAGCAAUGGAUUCAUCCCUGUCGUUGUCGCGGUUCCUCCAAAUGGGUCCAUUUGGGCUGUCUCCAGAGGUGGCUCGACGAAAAACAGCGUUUAGACUCCUCUCUUCCUCUCACUUGUCGAAUUUGUGGCUACGAAUAUGCGGUUGAAUAUCCCCCUGCCGACCCUCUAUUGGUCGCCUUGUCAGCAGUUGACGCUGCGUUAGAUGUUUCUUCGAGUUACGUGUUCGUAGGUGCUCUGCUAGGGAGUCUGUAUUGGACAGCGGCAACAUUUGGUGCCAUCACGGUGGUACAGGUCUGUGGGCAGGAUGCUGGAAUCGCAGUAAUGGAACGCGCUGACUCGAUGACUCUCCUCAUAGGCCUUCCCGCAAUCCCUAUCGGUCUCAUUACUGUCCAUCUCUUUGAUUGGCAAUCCUGGCUUUUGAAAAUCUGGCGAAAUCACGCCUACAAGAUUCCCCUAGUUCAACACUGCCUUCCAAAAGGUUGCCUUUAUCAUGUUUGCCUCUCACGUUUGGAAGAGACAGGAGAUUCAAACACAAAUCUCACAGUCACUCGUGUUCUCUUUAAUGCCCUCGCUCUUCCGACUUUCGCCGUAUUUUUUGGACGUACUCUCUUCGGACACGUUCGUUCACGAGUACUUCGAGCUCUUGCGGGUGGACUAUUCUACACGGGCUUUACGGGUUUCCUGCAGAUGUAUCAACGAGAGAUGAAUUUCCUUCGAAAAUGUCGAAGACGGAUCAAGGAAUACCAGGAGGAGGAGGAGGAGGAGGAGGGAGGGGGGAACCACAAGGCAUAA
Molecule: messenger RNA, 903 nt
Organism: Rodentolepis nana
Lineage: Eukaryota; Metazoa; Platyhelminthes; Cestoda; Cyclophyllidea; Hymenolepididae
Source: the annotation of a GenBank genome assembly